AUGGAUCUACCGGGCUCUCCACGGAACCGCACGCCUUUGGGUGAACUCCCAGUCAGGCAGGGUGUGUCACCGCAACAGAAUGGCACGGUUAUUGGAACGCCUACCCAGCGGAAUGCUUUAACGCCUCGGCUCGUCGAUAGCCCGAUGGCUAACAUCCUGGACCACAUACUCACGCCGACGGUUUCGCCUGAGGAAAUGAUCAUACGCCAACGUGGACGCCGCCGCCGGCAAGUCAUAUGGUCUCCAGACGGCAACGGUAGAACGCAACAUUCAUCGCCCGCAAAAACUCCCACGAAAGCCAGCACCGUAAUGACUCUGCGUAGCAGCCCACGGAAGCGUUCGCUCAUGCAGGAAUUUUCCGAGGUGACAAAAUUGACCGGACUCUCCUCACCAUUGAAACGAAGUCUUGCGGAAUCACCAGCUUCCAGUUCGAAGAAGUCAAGGGUACAUGAGUCAGCUAUGAACAGCCAGAACGAUGCCAUCCCGCUUGGCACAAUUCUCCAGGGUUACGGUCGGGAUCAGCUGAUUGCCAUAAUCGAGUCCAUGGUGGCCAGAGACGAAAAGCUCGAAGGUGCCAUACGAAGCGAAUUGUCACUGCCCGACAUUGGACCGCUUGACGCCGAGCUGGGACGAAUUAAGAAAAACAUCUAUGCCAGCGUACCGAACCAAAAGAUUUACAACAGAACUGACGGUCACGGGUUCCUGCGUGCCGCCACCCAUCUGGCCACGUUCAAGCAAACCGUGUUCAACCAAUCCCAAAGCCUGUGUAUCUCUCGGCAUUGGGACGCCCUGCUCGAUUACGUGUUGAUGGCGUGGACGCACGUGCGCGAAACUCCCGUCUACGAAAAUGAUCGCCACAAUGCCACACGUCGGUAUUGUUUCAAGCUGCUGUCUCACCAUGCAAACUGUGCCCUGAAGCACGGAGCCCUGGCACUGGGCACGAAACGGGUAACCCGACUUCAGCAAAAGCUGUCCGGAAUGGCGGCCGAUUGGCCAGAGAUCACCGAAUGCAGGAAUUGCAUUAGCGAUAUUUUAAAAAGUUGCUGCUAA
This is a messenger RNA of Anopheles nili, 1050 nucleotides long. RefSeq lists its product as uncharacterized. The record is from RefSeq and is a predicted model, not a curated record. The coding region runs from base 1 to 1050 and encodes 349 amino acids. The transcript has a single exon. Lineage: Eukaryota; Metazoa; Arthropoda; Insecta; Diptera; Culicidae. Gene Ontology annotation, biological process: proteasome localization; nuclear protein quality control by the ubiquitin-proteasome system. Gene Ontology annotation, cellular component: nucleus.